Molecule: messenger RNA, 1163 nt
Organism: Striga asiatica
Lineage: Eukaryota; Viridiplantae; Streptophyta; Magnoliopsida; Lamiales; Orobanchaceae
Source: the annotation of a GenBank genome assembly
CAAAUAAUAAACCGUAAUUUUGGAAUUCGUAUGCUUGCCUGAUUGGCGAUUGCUUCCUUCAUCUUCACGAGCCUCCUCUCUCCCGUCCCCAAUUCCAAAAUCGCGUCUGUGUUCUCAAUAAUCCGCAGGCACAGACUAUAGCCGCUGAGCUUGCAAAUUAAUGCACCAAAAUUGAAAUUUUGCUGGAAUAGAGAGAUAGAGAAGAUAAUGGAUCCUCCUACCUCCUGGGACUCCUUGCGAAAACAGGCGAGGAAGAUUGAGGCUCAGCUGGAUGAGCAGAUGCAUUUAUACCGUAAAUUAGUUUCCACAAAAGUUGAUAAUUCUAGUGAUAAUGAUGUGGAGUCUGGAAUCGAUGAGCUAUUGAAACAGCUUCAACAAUUAAACAUGCAAAUGCAAGCUUGGGUUUCAUCUGGAGGAUCAGAAAUCUUUUCUCAUACACUGACUCGACAUCAGGAGAUUCUUCAGGAUCUUACCCAGGAGUUUAAUCGACUUAAUUCCAGUCACAGAGCCAAGAAAGAGCAUGCGUCACUGCUUGAGGAUUUUAGGGAGUUUGAUCGUACAAGAUUAGACCUCGAAGAUGGUGGUGGUUCCUAUGAACAGUCCCUUCUCAAGGAGCGUGCUUCCAUCCAUAGAAGUACUGGCCAGAUGGACUCUGUGAUAUCACAAGCACAAGAGACCUUAAAGUCCCUUGUAUUCCAACGUUCCACGUUUGGGGGUAUCAAUUCGAAGCUUAGUAAUGUCAGCAGCCGUCUUCCCACGGUGAAUCAUAUACUCUCGGCAAUAAAGAAGAAAAAGUCGAUGGACACCAUCAUACUUUCAUUGGUUGCAUCUGUGUGCACGUUUCUAAUUUUAAUAUACUGGUGGACUAAGUAGGUAGUCUUCGCAAUUAUCUUGGUGGAGGGAAUUGUUUUGUACAUACCUUAUUGGGUUGCCUCUGGAUUUUGUAGUUCUCUUAUGUUUGUAAUGGAAUGUUUACAUAUUUGUCUCUCACUGCCCUUGAAGUUAUAGAAAGCAAGAUCCUUAUUUGUAUACUGUAUUGUCAAAACUUCACUUUUGAGUUAUGAGAUUCUACGUGUUUCAGGGUGAAACAUUGUUUUGUUUGUACGCAAAUUUGAACAUCAGUCAAUAACUCGAUAUGUGAGAUUAUUCGUGCGUUUUCCUUC